UCUUGGUGCCAAUUCAAAGAAUAUAUUCCAGAAAAAGGUUUAUCUAGUUUGCGAGAGAAUGUUAAAGCAAUAAAUACAGAUUUAAAAAGUAAUGCGAAAAAAGAUGGAAUCCAAAAAAUAAAAAUUGUAAUAUUUAAGAAAGAGAUGUUACCUAAAGAUCUUCAUUUAGUGCUUGGUCAGCUUAGAAUUUGGGCUCAAGAUAAUGGAGCUAAGAGUGCAUUUGAGAAAGCAUUCUCAUUAUCUAAUCUCAAGAUUCUUGUUUAG
Messenger RNA from Dentiscutata erythropus, 264 nucleotides. Lineage: Eukaryota; Fungi; Glomeromycota; Glomeromycetes; Diversisporales; Gigasporaceae. The record is from the annotation of a GenBank genome assembly.